Molecule: messenger RNA, 1430 nt
Organism: Scaptodrosophila lebanonensis
Lineage: Eukaryota; Metazoa; Arthropoda; Insecta; Diptera; Drosophilidae
Gene: Tango2
Product: transport and Golgi organization protein 2
Exons: 4
Coding region: 360-1325 (321 amino acids)
Biological process (GO): protein secretion; Golgi organization
Cellular component (GO): Golgi apparatus
Source: RefSeq, a predicted model, not a curated record
CAAAAUUGAUUAAGUUUUACAUACGCCAGCAUUGAUAUUGUGCCCAUUAUCACGCUUUCUUUUACAUUAUUCGUAUGCAUGUGUGCGUUUGCUUAAUUGCUGGCGCGUGUGUGUGCGUCGUGUUUGGGGGGCACAAACAACGGAUAAGACUGUGCCUGUGCCAGCGAUAAUUUUGCGAUAAAAAUUGACAAUAACAAUACAACGCGCAGGCAAACAACAACAGCAACAACAAAGAGACUGAGUCGCUACUUAUGGUACACACUACCUCCAUACUACAGAUUAAGAGUUUGGCACAUUUGACCGCUGACGCCUGAAGUCAUUGGACGAGAAAGACGUGGACGUUUAAAGUUCAAUCCAAUAUGUGUGUCAUAUUCUUUUAUGCAAAUUCGAAUCCCAGCUCUGAUGGCUAUAAGCUCAUAUUAGCUUCGAAUCGAGAUGAGUUUUUUGCCCGCGAGACCCGCUCUGUGGCCAAAUGGGCGAAUGCGGACCAUGUAUAUGGCGGCAUUGACCUGGAGCCUGGACGUGAAGGCGGGACAUGGUUGGCCAUAGGCGGGAAAAAUGGCAUCUUCAAGGUAGGCGCUCUGCUCAAUUUGACCGGCGAGCCCAAACCACGCGAUGCAGUUGCGCACAAUAACAUCUUGCAAACGCAUAAUAACAGCCUUCACAUGAGCUCGAACAACAGCCAGAUCAACAACAAGCACACAUCUAUGAGCACAAAAACCAAUAAUGAACAUUUAUUACUAGGACGCGGCAUGAUUGUGGCUGACUAUGUGACCUCCAGUGACGAAUCACACAACAUUGUCAACUAUAAUAAGGGACUGAUUGCCGAUUGUACUAAAUAUAGUGCAUUUAAUUUUGUAUCCAUUGAGAUUGGGAAUGCCUCCCAGCCAGCUGCAAUCAAGCUGCUGAGCAAUGUACCGCCCACGUUGGCCGAUUAUGAGCAGGAACGGUGUUAUGGCUUUGGCAACAGUUUGCCCGAAGCACCAUUUGAGAAAGUGCGUCAUGGACAGAAGCAUUUUGCGCAGAUAGUGGAGGAUCACGGUCAUGCCGAUGUAAAGACUUUGUCCGAUCAGCUGCUGCAAUUGCUCAAGAACAGCAAUAAAUUCUGGCCGGACGCCGAGCUGUUGAAACGCGCCCCCAAUUGGGGUGAAGGACUGAGUGCCCUGAAUGUGCACAUUGCCGAGCAUGCUUAUGGAAGUCGUACCCACACAGUGUUGCUGCUCGACGCCAACAACAAGCUGCAUUUUAUCGAGGAAACUAUGGCUGGGCUAGAUCCUGCCGGCGAGUGGCGACGCACUCACAUCGAGAAGCAAUAUACGUUGUAAUUGUGAUGAUGACAAUGAGAGGCAAAGUCUACAUCUUCCGACGGCAUUUGUUGGCAUUUUUCUGUUUUUUAUUGUCAUAAUAAAGUAACGUGCUUUAUAUUUAUA